CAAAACGCCCGCCAUUAAUUCGCCGUUCGUCUUUGUCUCCUUUUUCUGAACCAAUACUCAUGGAGACAGGACUCGUGAUGUUUUUGGUGAUGCAGCUGGUUGUUACACAGGCCGCAUCGACCGGUGUUCUUUCUCAGAUCGCAAUACAGCCAGGACCAGUCGAAGUGAAGCAAGGACAUAACGUCAGUCUGUGGUGUCGACUGAAAAAUGGCACUGAUAAAGAUAUACCAGUAAACUGGCAUUCGCCACCACAUUUCAAAACAAUAACGACCAAUUGUGAGUCUUAUGCAAAGGAUAAAUACAAAAUGUCAUGUUCAGAUACUGAGGACAGUCUUAGAUUUCAUAAUUUGUCAAUCAUGGAUGCCCAAUGGGCCGAUAAAGGAGAAUAUCGAUGUCUACGUGCCAACGUCAUGGACAUUGUGGAUUUACAUGUUUUGGUUCCGGUAACAGAAGUGAGACUAAAAGAAAUCGUCGAGAUGACAGUUGAUGCGCCACAGCACUUGCAAAAGAAACUGACCUGCACAACAAAUUGUGCAUAUCCGGCUCCCAAUAUUUCAUGGUUUGUAAAUGAUAAACCGUUUAAUGGCACCGCGACGGUCACAGAAAUGGGCUGCGAAGGCGCGAAGGAGGGUCAGUACCGGACUGAAAGUACAGUGACACCCAUGGAGGAGGAUGACAAGGAAUAUAACAUUUCGUGCACGGCAGAAAACGUUAAUGGAGAGCCAAACGUUUCAAAAACAAUGCCCGUCAAUUGCCCACAAUGUUUCAAUGAUGUAACCCCCUGUCCAAAUCAGCCCAUAAUUGCUAAUCCAACCGUGAUAGGCAUGAUAGCGACAGUAGUAUUAUGUGCUUUGUUUUUCAUAGCACUAAUCGUCUUUUUUAAAUGGCGGGGAAAACAAAAAAACAGGCGACAACCCCGACAACCCGAAAUCCACCAGAACCACAAAGAAAUGCCUUUGAUGCCCCGCGGAAAUGAUAAUUCUUGAAUGAGGGGAAUUCAUGAUUCUGAUAUAUUUCUUAUGAGAUAUGUGCAUCUUUGUGAAAUUAGGACGAUAUCAGACGAUGGAUGAAUUGAUCAAUGAUAGUUCUAUCUUGAUAUUAUUUUGUCAAUCAUAGAUCCAAUAACUUCUCAUUUGUGUUGAAAUUCUAACUCCGGACAAUUCGUGCCAAGUCCAGAUUCCGAGUCAAUGCAAUCAACCUGAUUAAGGUUCAAAUAUGAAGACUGACAAUUGCCGACUUUGACGUGUUUAAAAAAAUUUAAUAGAAUUCACAGCAUUGCAGACAUGUCAUCAAUAGCUAACUGGACUUUGCGCAACGAAACGAAACGAGCGAAAUGGGGGAGCGACCAUUAUGUUUUACCCCGGUACGUCAAGUUCGAUACAUGGUGUCAGUCACCAGUAUGGAUGAGUGAUGACCCACACCCACCCAGGCAGCUGAGACACAUGUCUUGUUGGGCAUGCCUACCGAUUUUUACUAAAUAAAAGCAUAACUUCACUUCACACUUUCCGGGGUUGAAAAUGUACUCACGUAAAUUACCAAAAUUACAUGCCAAAUUCGCACAUGACCUGUUAUUUCUCAAAGCUUGGAAGCUCAAAUGUCUGAAUGUAAUGUAUGCGCGUAACGUAUACUCUCAGCCUAGCGAAUAGUGAUCGUCGGUUUUUGAUACGAAUCGUUUCCUGUAUGGCCGUUACAAGCCGUUGUCUGAAUAUGAUGUGAACCUGUUUACCGUUCAAUGCUGUUCCCUGUGACGAUGUACCCGCAAAUGUUCAAUGAAAAAAAUGGUGAUAAUGACUUACACGGCUUGUUCGCAUCGUAACAUAGUGGUACCCUGGUUAACUGUCUUUGCGUUUGGCUCAUUUUACAACGAUUACUCCCCAUGUAACCACGAUCUAGGACGGACAGGCUGUGUAUUAUGAGGUCUCACUAGCCAGUGGUGAUCAGGUCAAAAAAAGUUCUUCAAUCUCAGGCGAUUACCAUGGAUACAGAUAUGCCUAUCAUAUCGCUAUUGCUGCAUGUUCAAAUGUCGGUGUCCUGGGUAUUUUGUGAAGAGGUAGCUCUGACGAUUAUUUGAGGAAAUUAUCAGCUUCUUCUAUGCACGUCCGCAGUGACCAGGCCUCGCAUGCUUUUUAUAGCUCAAUCGGAUGUUGACAUGAACUGGUUCCUGUCAGAGUGCACAUGUUCUCAAGGUGAGACUUCGCGGUCAAAAUGCUCAAAGAAAAGCCGCAACGACACCCUAUUUUGGUACCAAAAUUUAAAAUUGUUAUUAUUUGGCUUUCUCAAGGUGAUAAGUAGAAGUUUAUAAAAAUAUUAUUUCACCAUCCAUGUUAAUUGUCAAGUUAUAAGGCGGCAAGGUGAAAUUUUCAAAAUUUUCAUCGAUGUACAGGGUGUCUCAUGUAUUGUGCUGCCCCCAUGUUCUCAUGACUGAAUUACUUGAUAACAAUGAAAGCUGGCCAGAUGUAUUCUAGAAGCGACAAGCUAUUCAGAAAUGUAUAGGUUUAUGUGUGAGAGUGAUAUACUGCAAGGUCGACAGCCACUUGAACAGGGGUAUGCAUGAAAUGACGUCGCGCCAUUUGUGGAGCCAGGUAGGCCCGGCCAUUGCACUGGCUAGUGAGACCUGAAUAGGAAACGUCACCUAGGGACCGUUGCGUAGAAUACUUUUUUGGCGAAAUAUUGCGCAAAGUCCAGUAAGCCUCAUCAAUAAGUACAUAUAGCAAUCAUAGAUCCAAUAACUUCUCAUUUGUGUCCAAUGUUGGGGUAUUUUCAGGACUAAAUACCAGUGCAAAGUGCAAUAUCUAGCUUAUUAGUGACUUGUUUUCGAUCAUAUUUUUAUGGUAGGUACUCCAAGCAAGGAUACAUCACAUAUCCUACGGUUUUUGAUUCGACCUUAUUUUCAAGGUCACAGAGGUCAAAUGGCGUAAAUUGGCCGUUUGAGUGUAACUAUGGCACGUUUCUUAACCGCUAAAGCUAUGAACUUGAAAUUUGGAACAAAUGACUCCCUACGUCAUAUAACCUCGGACACCGAAUUCCGGUCUGAUCUUAUUCUCGACUUGGGCACCAGGAAGCCAAAACUAAAAAAGGUAAAAAGUGCAAUAUCUAGCUUGUUAGUGACUUGUUUUCGAUGAUAUUUUUAUGGUAGGUACUCCAAGCAAGGAUACAUCACAUGUCAUACCGACUUUGGUUUGACCUAUAUCCUAUACAUGUCGCAUGUUUCUUUUUAACCACCAAAUAUCUAUACGGUGAGCACAAUAGUCCCUGGCCUUUUCAUCUUAGAUGACUUUACAAACGCUCACUCCUGCCUUUUCUCCGAUGCCUCUUGGUAAGUGUCUGUCUUCUUUUUCUUCUGAAAACCGGAGCAUUUUUGAUCUACAUGUAUAUCGUGUGGUGCAUUUAUUUAGUGGUAGUUAUGAUAAUUUGCAGUUCUCCAUUGUAUCAUGAAUAGAUUAUAUACAGUGUCAAUACGUUCCACAAAAUAACCGUAGGCUAGUUGUUAGUAUUACCAAGAAUUCAUAUAGACUGAUAAUUUGGAAUCUCAGAAAUUUAAAAAUCUCAAGUUUUUUUCAAAAGGGUGGGUAAAACUUUCCUGAACUCAGAAACUAAAUGUUAUUGAUUCAAUGUAAAGAUGAUAGCAAGACAAACAAAAUGAUACCUUAUUCAACUCUGAACUCUUGAAAACAAGGGAGAUACAGAGCAUUUUGUCCAAGAGACAAAGUUGAUUAACUAAUUUCCAAUGGUUUGGCAUGUUGGAAGGCAUUCGUUGUCUUAGAUGGGUCUUAGAACCUCGUUAAAACACCAUCCCAAUUCCUUAUUUAGCCUAAUAAUCGCUACUAAACGAGUAACACUAUUUGAGGCAUGUAUUUUGUGACAAAAAUAUUAAGCAACAACUAGCCAACAGUAGUGAUAGUCAUUGAAUAGAAGACGAAUUAUCUUGCCAAAGCCCCCUAUCGUCAAAAUGUUUAACCUUCAUGUAGUGCUAGUUAAGAUGCUGUAGUAUUGGUUCCAAAACGAAUUAUUGGUAUCGUUUAUGCCUAAACCUCUAUGUGAACUUGUACGCCAUCAAUGUCUUUGGCAGCAAUCUUUGCCAUCUUUUGCCCGUUGCAUGCAUAAGAUGCACGCUUUUCUUAAUAGAUGACCAUAAAAAGACUCAAUCUUGCCUUUUCCCUGAUAUCUCUUGGUCAGCAUUUAUUUUAUUCAGUUGAAGUUUUGUGAAUUGUAUUUUUUUCAUUGUAUCAUGUUUGUUCGUAUAUACUAUAGAAUGUAUGAUAUCCAGGAUUGUUGUCAUAAACAAGUUUUUAAAUUUAAUAGCAAUUCGAAUUUG
Lineus longissimus is the source of this 4315-nucleotide messenger RNA. Its product is annotated as hemicentin-1-like. The transcript is spliced from 6 exons. Lineage: Eukaryota; Metazoa; Nemertea; Pilidiophora; Heteronemertea; Lineidae. Bases 60 to 986 code for a protein of 308 amino acids. The record is from RefSeq and is a predicted model, not a curated record.